Molecule: messenger RNA, 1377 nt
Organism: Tricharina praecox
Lineage: Eukaryota; Fungi; Ascomycota; Pezizomycetes; Pezizales; Pyronemataceae
Exons: 2
Coding region: 1-1377 (458 amino acids)
Source: RefSeq, a predicted model, not a curated record
AUGCCGCUCGACGAGAACUUCCCGACCUACCAGUUCGCCAUCCCUGACGCGACGAACCAGCCCACAAUUACCACCGUCCACUUCACCAUCUCUGGCGCCGUCCCGCAGCACCUCUACACCCUGACCCGCUUCCUGCAACCAGCGAAUUCCUACAGCAUCUCGCUGACCGACGCCCCGUUCCCGGACAUAACCUACGGCUCGCUGUCUCUCCCGCUUCUCCCGAGCACCGUCAACCCCAAUGAACUCCAGCGCCCCUCCUCGUUCACUCUCCAGCUCUACUCCCCGGACUCCACCGUGACGAUCACCCAGAAACACACCGCCCUGACGCGCAACAACUUCUGGGAAUUCACACUGCCCAAGUCCUCGUUCCUGCCACCGACGCAGUCGGCGCUGGACGCCUCGUACCGCCCGCCGGUGUCGGAGACACUCACGUUCCGGUGGCGCAAGGAGGGGAUCAACAUGCUUACGCGCAGCCAGCUGAAGUGCUCUCUGGUCUCCGGCGGGGACGAGCCGGACACGGUGCUAGCGAUGUACAGCGGUGUCGGCGACAAGAACGGCAAGGGCGGCGAGCUGGUGGUGUACGAGAGCAAUUUCCGGCGCGUGGAGAUGCAGGAUCUCAAGGGGCUGGAGAUGGUCCUGCUGCUGAGCUCCCGCGUCGUGGCCGACGUGUGGUUCAGCGGCUCGAGCGCUAUAUUCAACACUACACAACGCGUAGGCACGGGAAUGGGCGGACCCGCCCCGCCCCCGCCAGCGUACGAACCCCCGGCCGCCUCCUCCGCUGGCACGUUCGCCGAACGCUUCAACAGCCAGGUAUACCCGCCCGACAAACCCAAGGCCGCUCCCGUUUCACCCACCACCAGCCCAACACAACAGUCGGCGCCCAUGCAGCAGCCCGCUCCCAAGCCCCAGCCCGCCGAGAUGCCCACGCCCGCCCCAAGGCAACGACCCGCUGCACGGCAACCCCCCACCUCACCGGCACUAACCCAACGGCCCGCCGCGCGGCACCACCCAACAGCAAGACCACACACGACCGCGCGGCCCUUGCGGGCGCAACCCGCCUCGUCACAAGCGCCCGUGGAAGAAAAGAUCGUGCCAACGCUCGAGGACCUCACAGCGCGACAGCGGAUCGCCGACGAGCAAGCCGAGAUCCGGCGGAUGCUUGCGGACGAGGAGCGCGCGGCUGCGCACCGCCAGGCCGCUAUCGACGCCGAGACCGAGCGCCUCAAGCGGCUGUAUGAGCAGGAGGCGUUGGCGGAGGCGAGGGCGCGGCAGCAGCAGGGGCAGCAGCAACAGCAGGUGCAAAGACCGCAUACCCAGCCGGGGCAGGCGCCGAUGAGUCCGAAGGCCGCUGCAGCAGCAGAAUCUACAGCAGCAUAA